Messenger RNA from Verruconis gallopava, 950 nucleotides. RefSeq lists its product as uncharacterized. Bases 230 to 580 code for a protein of 116 amino acids. NCBI's taxonomy places the organism in Eukaryota, Fungi, Ascomycota, Dothideomycetes, Venturiales, Sympoventuriaceae. The record is from RefSeq and is a predicted model, not a curated record. The transcript is spliced from 3 exons.
CGCUUAAGUAGCUCAGAACUUUUUGCAGGGCGUGCAGGAUUUUUUGUGUUCGAUGGCUCCAAAAGUUUUGCCAUUCCGAAGCGGUUGGUAGGGGUCUGAUCAUUUAUCUGAUCGAUCUUAUCUAAAGCCUGUAAUUUUCCUCACUUGUGAGCACAACUCAUCGCGCUUGCUUUUCGUGUACCAUUUCCUGAUUUUCGCUGUCGUGCAUCAUUAUUGGUGAAUUUUAGCCAUGACUACCGAAACCUCGAGUUCCUCAUGUGUUUCUGUCCAGGGAAUGCGCAAAAAUGGCAAACAAUGGCACGAAAACAAGAAAGCCUUUAGACCAACAGCAGGGUUAACCUCUUAUGAGCAACGCGCCGAAAAACGAAAAGCUCUUGAGGCUAUGAAGGCCAAGGAGAAGGAAAUGAAGGAAGAGAAGGAGGCAAGCAGACAACGCUGGAUACAAGGUAUCAAAGAUCGAAGAGCGGCUAAGGCUGAAAAAGAGCGGUACGAGAAGUUGGCCGAGAAGAUGCAUCGGAAACGGGUCGAGCGACUGCGGCGACGAGAGAAGAAAAACAAGAUGAUAAAGUCGGGCAAAUGAAAGAAACGGUAUUUCAAUGAUACAAGGAAGGCACACCGCAACGACUACUAUCGGUGCUCCAACUGAAUCCGCCGAAGUCUAUGGACUUCUCGACGAAAACUCACGACGUGAUAAAGGACGAGCAGGCCAAGAACCGGCAUUAUAUUAAACCCCUGCAAACUACUACAGAAUAAAAGUUUGUCUGGGAGUUAAACCGAUACGAGCGCAGAUAUCUGGCUAAUUGCUAGGAGAGAGAGCAGUACGGCAUGAACUUUGUGUAGGAAUAGCAUACGAGCACCGGAGGAUACAGAAGCGAUCACCCUCAUUUCAAAGGAGAGUGAAUAUUUAGUAAAAAAAGGUGAAUUUCACAGCAAUUCAAUUCACUCGAUCA